GUCACUUGGCUAUGGACACCAACGUCUUCUCUCUUCCGGUCCUUCUUCUUCUUUCCCUUCUCUUCUUCUCUCAACCUAUCCAUCGCUCUUCGGCAAGUGAUACCAUUUCUAUCGGUCAAUCUCUCUCUGGAAGCCAGACGAUGAUCGCCAAGGAAGGCAACUUUGAGCUUGGUUUCUUCACUCCAGGUAACUCCGGCAACUCCUACAUAGGCAUAUGGUACAAGAAACUCCCGGGGCAAACUGUUGUUUGGGUGGCAAACAGAGGCAACCCCGUCUCCAACGCCUCCGGUGCAGAGUUGCGUCUCUCCGAUGAUGGCAAUUUAGUCGUCCUCAACAGCUUCAAAGUCCCCGUCUGGUCUUCCAACUCCACCAUAUCAACCUCGAACGCCAGCGUGGCGGUCCUUCUCGACACCGGAAAUCUUGUGCUGAAAGAUGGGUCGAACUCGUCCACUCUACUCUGGCAGAGCUUCGAUCAUCCCACCGACACAUGGAUGCCAGGUGGAUGGCUUGGAGUGAACAAGAUCACAGGGGAGUACCAGAGAAUCACCUCGUGGGAGAACCCGGAGAACCCUGCGCCCGGGCCUUUCGCUCAUAGCAUGGACCCUGACGGCUCCAACCAGUAUGUUCUCCUGUGGAAUAGAUCUGAAAUCUAUUGGAGUGGCGGGCUCUGGAACGGCCAGUACUUCACCGGAGUCCCUGCAACCAAAGAAAGCACUGUGUUCAACUUCACCUUCGUCGACAAUCGUGACCGGAAGUUCGCUACGUACACGAUCACCGAUAGUGCUUUCAUAACUCGCUUCGUGAUCGACUCCGCCGGGCAGGGCAUGCAGUGGUUCUGGCUCAACACGACCCAGGAAUGGCAGACAGUCUUCACGCAACCAGUAGCUCACUGCGAUGUCUAUUCUCUCUGCGGGCCCUUUGGUAUCUGCAACCAGAAGAGCUCCCAACUCUGCCAGUGUCUGGUUGGAUUUGUGCCGACUUCGAUCCAUGAGUGGCAGCUAAAUGACUGGAACUCAGGAUGUAAAAGAAGAACUGGAUUACAGUGCGGGAAUCGAACCUCGGACAACGGAGAGAAAGAUGGAUUUCUGUUGAUGCCCAACGUGGGAUUGCCUGCCAACCCAAGGAGAUUGACGGCUGGAAGUGAUAAAGAAUGCAAAGCAGCUUGCUUCAGCAACUGCUCGUGCACCGCAUACUCCUUCCAAAAUGGAUGCUCGAUUUGGAGCGGGGCUCUUCGGAACCUUCGGCAGCUUGAUGACGGUGACAGCGAGGGUGGCGGUCCUCUUUACAUCCGCCUUGCCUCCACCGAUCUCCCCAGUUCGAGCGGUAGUUCUCAUAAGCUGACUACAGGAAUCGUUAUAGGAAUAGCUGCUGGAGGAGUCGUCAUCUCUUUUUUCGUCGUCUUCGUCCUAAUUUGGGCUCGUCGAAGAAGGAAAAUAACCCAAAGGUCAAAGCAAGCAGAUGCUUCUUUGGUCCCAUUUCCAUACAGCGAUUUGCAGCGUGCCACCAAGAAUUUCUCUGAGAAGCUGGGAGGUGGAGGCUUUGGCGCUGUCUACAAAGGUACUCUGCCGGAUUCGGCCGCGGUAGCCGUGAAGAAGCUCGAAGGGCUCAGGCAGGGCGAGAAGCAAUUCCGAGCCGAAGUGAGCACACUGGGUGCGGUUCAGCACGUCAAUCUUGUUCGUCUUCGUGGCUUCUGCUGUGACAGAGACGAAAGGCUUCUGGUCUACGAGUACAUGCCCGGCGGUUCUUUGGACUCGUAUCUCUCGGGAGACAACACUGCGGUUCUAGGCUGGAAGCAGAGGUACCAACUACUUCUCGGGAUCGCAAGGGGAUUGGCCUACCUCCAUGAGAGCUGCAGGGAGCGCAUCAUCCACUGCGACGUGAAGCCGGACAACAUACUUCUCGACGCAAACUUCUGCCCCAAAGUAGCAGACUUCGGCAUGGCGAAGCUGAUGGGGCGCGACUUCAGUCGGGUGCUGACCACCAUGCGCGGAACCGUAGGCUACCUCGCGCCGGAGUGGCUCUCAGGCCUACCCAUCACCCCCAAGGUUGACGUUUACAGCUUCGGCAUGAUGGUCCUCGAACUGGUGUCGGGAAAGCGGAACUCGUCGCACUCUGAUGGGGAUAGCGGCGCAGCAUUCUAUCCUUACUGGGCCGCGAAGCAGAUCACGGAGGAGAACACACUGAGCUUGCUGGACUCCAGACUGGAAGAAGCUCCUCCUGAUGAGGAAGAACUAACCAGAGUGUGUAGAGUCGCCUGCUGGUGCAUUCAAGACGCGGAGUCGCAGAGGCCUACGAUGGGGCAGGUCGUGCAGAUUCUGGAGGGAAGCUUGGAGGUGAACAAGCCGCCGCUGCCGCUGGGACUGAAGAUUCUAAUGGAAGAGGAGGGCAAGAUCGCGUACCAGUUGCCCUCCACCGACCCAUCGACCUCCGUAGCCACCGAUACGUCCGAGGAUUCCGUACCCCUCCAUGGAAGAUACAAGGCUAAAGGUGCAUUGUUGGACUGGAAAAUACGGUACAACAUCAUCGUGGGGAUUGCUCGAGGCCUUCUGUACCUCCACCAUGAUUCUAGAUUCAGAAUCAUUCACAGGGAUCUGAAAGCUAGCAACAUCCUUCUUGACAAGGAUAUGAACCCCAAGAUAUCGGACUUUGGCAUGGCAAGGAUGUUUGGAGGGGACGAAACAGACGCAAGAACCAGGAGAGUCGUCGGGACGUACGGAUACAUGUCUCCCGUGUACGCCAUGGACGGAAUCUUCUCGGUGAAAUCUGACGUCUUCAGCUUCGGUGUUUUGGUGCUGGAAAUCUUAAGUGGCAAAAAGAACAGAGGAGUCAAUCAAUCUUCUAGCACAUAUAUGGAGUCUUUGGAACGAAGAUUGGUGAUGGCCAGGCGGAUGAGGAAGGGCUCGGCGCUUCUCUACCUUCUCACUGCUUCUAUCCUCUGUUCCCCCACCAUUGGAGACGACACUGUCACACCCGCCCGACCUCUCGUCGACGACGGAGGAACCACCUUAAUUUCCGCUAGUGGCAGCUUCGAGUUGGGCUUCUUUAGCCCCGCAGGUUCCAGCAACCGCUAUAUCGGCAUAUGGUACCACCGCAUCCCGGUCCAGACAGUGGUGUGGGUUGCCAACCGCCAGCGGCCGGUCACCGGCAGUUCCGGAAAGCUGUCCUUGGAGACGGACGGAGCACUCGUGAUCACCGAUGGCAAGAACUCCACCGUCAUCUGGUCCUCGGGCUCGCUGGUCCUUGGGAACCCAGUGGCGCGGCUCCUCGACAACGGGAACUUCGUCGUGGAGGAGGAGGGCAGUGACGACGACCAGAGCAGCUUUGCUUGGCAGAGCUUCGACUUCCUGACGGACACGCUUCUGCCGGGCAUGAAGAUCGGGUGGAACCUGACGAGCGGGCUGAACCGCAACCUCACGGCAUGGACGAGCGUCAGCGAUCCGGCGCCGGGCGUGUAUGCCAACGGCAUCGACAAGAACGGGAAUCCCCAAAUAUUUCUGUGGUCCAGGAGCCAUCCGUACUGGCGUGGGGGGUCAUGGAACGGCCGCCAGUUCGGUGGCGUCCAACAGAUGAUGACCGGCAACGUGUUCGACAAGAAGUUCGUGGUGGACGCCCGCGAGAUCGUGUACUCGUUCUACAUGCGCGACCCCUCGGUCGUCUCAAGGCUGGUCAUGAACCAGUCGGGCAUCCUGCAGCGCCUCGUGUGGCACGAAGACAGCGAGAUGUGGAGCGUCUUCUGGUCCGCGCCCCAGGACCAGUGCGACUACAGGUUGUCGCCCUGCGGCCCCUACGGCGUCUGCUAUCCCAACGAAUUCGCGAUGUGCAAGUGCUUGCAGGGGUUUCACCCCAAGAAUCCCAGCAGAUGGAGUCAGAGGGAUGGGACGGAUGGAUGCGUGAGGAACACGGCGUUGGACUGCCGGAACGGGACCGAUGGGUUUAUCACACUCAGCAGCGUGAAGAUACCGGACACGUCGACGUCGAUGGUGGUCAGGAGCAUGAGCCUGGAGGAGUGCGAGGUUUUGUGCCGGAGGAACUGCUCCUGCAAAGCCUAUGCCAGCGCCAACAUCAGUGGGACCGGGAGCGGCAGCGGGUGCAUCAUAUGGACGACGGAGCUCACCGAUAUCAAAAUGUACGACAGUGGUUCAGGACAAGAUAUCUAUGUCAGGCUGGCGGCUGCCGACCUUGGCUCUGAAUCAAACCAGUCUCACCGGAAUCAUGUGGUCGUGAUCAUCAUCGUAGUCUCUGCUCUGGCAACCUUUAUCCUGCUUUCUGUUCCUUGCUUCGUUUGGAAAAGGAAGAAGAGAAGAAAUCGCUACAUUGACGAAGAAACGCACGAACAGGACAUGGACCUACCACUAUAUGAUUUGGACACAAUAGCAGACGCCACCGGCAACUUCUCCACGGACAACAAGCUUGGUGAGGGCGGUUUUGGUCCAGUAUACAAGGGUAAGCUGCGGGAGCUAAAAGAGAUAGCUGUGAAGAGGUUAUCCGAGACAUCGACGCAGGGCCUGGCUGAGUUCAAGAACGAGGUAACGCUAAUUGCCAAGCUACAGCACCGUAACCUUGUCCGGCUUCUCGGUUGCUGCAUUCAAGCAGGGGAGAGGAUGCUGAUCUACGAGUACAUGCCCCACGGAAGCUUGGAUUCCGUCUUGUUUGACACGACUAAAGGUGCAAUGUUGGACUGGCAAACACGGUACAACAUCAUCGUGGGGAUUGCUCGAGGCCUUCUGUACCUCCACCGUGAUUCUAGAUUCAGAAUCAUUCACAGGGAUCUGAAAGCUAGCAACAUCCUUCUUGACAAGGAUAUGAACCCCAAGAUAUCGGACUUUGGCAUGGCAAGGAUGUUUGGAGGGGACGAAACAGACGCAAGAACCAUGAGAGUCGUCGGGACGUAUGGAUACAUGUCUCCCGAGUACGCCAUGGACGGAAUCUUCUCGGUGAAAUCUGACGUCUUCAGCUUCGGUGUUUUGGUGCUGGAAAUCGUAAGUGGCAAAAAGAACAGAGGAGUCUAUCAAUCUUCACACCACCUAAAUCUUCUAGCACAUGUAUGGAGUCUUUGGAAUGAAGGUAAAGGGCUGGAAUUAGCGGAUGCGUCAAUGGGGCCGUCGUCGCUUCCCGUGGCCGAAGUCAUGAAGUGUAUAAAGGUGGGACUUUUGUGCGUUCAAGAUCGACCAGAAUACAGACCAACGAUGUCGUCGGUGGUGGAGAUGUUGGGCGGUGACAGUGCUCUCCUACCGCAGCCAAGACAACCAGGUUUUAUCGUUGCAAAAGAUUCAUCUGAAACCAAUUCAUCUACAAGCAAGCAAGACUCGUCCACAAACCACGUAUCGAUGACGAUGUUGGAAGGUCGAUGA
Musa acuminata AAA Group (dessert banana) is the source of this 5351-nucleotide messenger RNA. RefSeq lists its product as uncharacterized. Lineage: Eukaryota; Viridiplantae; Streptophyta; Magnoliopsida; Zingiberales; Musaceae. Gene Ontology annotation, molecular function: protein serine/threonine kinase activity; ATP binding. Bases 12 to 5351 code for a protein of 1779 amino acids. The record is from RefSeq and is a predicted model, not a curated record. The transcript is spliced from 11 exons. Gene Ontology annotation, biological process: protein phosphorylation; recognition of pollen.